Molecule: messenger RNA, 885 nt
Organism: Malus domestica (apple)
Lineage: Eukaryota; Viridiplantae; Streptophyta; Magnoliopsida; Rosales; Rosaceae
Product: dynein light chain 1, cytoplasmic-like
Biological process (GO): microtubule-based process
Cellular component (GO): cytoplasmic dynein complex
Molecular function (GO): dynein intermediate chain binding
Source: RefSeq, a predicted model, not a curated record
GUUUGUUUUGGUCGGCAGCUUUCUACUAAUCGGAGUACGGAAAAGCUGACUCCUCAGUCCACCACUACACCUACCUCGAAAGACAAACAACAGCAAAUACAUAACCCAAAUUACAUUGCAAUCGAGAUCUCUGUUCCCUCUUCCUUCUCUCCUUUUUUUUUUAAACGUUUUCUUCUUUGGGGACUGCUCGCAAACACAUGGAAUGCACUUUUUGACUGAUAUGAGCGUGAAAUUAUCAUCGGCGAAGAGAGAAAUGGAGAGAGCAGAGCUGGAGCUGGAGAGGCGGAGCAAGUUCCUUAGCAGUUUGAUACAGAAGAAGAAAUCUGUGGAGGAACAAGAUCACCGUGAUAGCCUCAAUGUCCGAGUCAGGGCCUCUGACAUGCCCAUCACUCUGCAAAACCGCGCCUUUCGGUCUGCGCGGGAACACCUCGACGCCAUGCCCGGGAAGCUCGACAGCAAAGGCCUCGCUCUCGCACUUAAAAAGGAUUUCGAUUCAUCGUAUGGUCCGGCUUGGCACUGCAUUGUUGGAACUAGCUUCGGUUCGUACGUGACACAUUCCACUGGCGGCUUCUUGUAUUUUUCGAUCGACAAGGUUUACGUUCUUCUCUUCAAAACAGCCGUCGAGCCUUUGGACCAUUGACAACGUCCGUCAAUUUUUUAUUUAUCGUUGCUCGUACGUGUGACGAUAUUAUGAUUUUCCGCUGUAUACUAAAAGCACUAAUGAGUUGUAUUUUCUCAUGAGGAGUUGCAGACACUCUGUGUUCCGUGUACGUGAAAUAUUCGUUUCAUCUGUUGCAGUGAAAACGUUGUAAAUUCAUGUCAUGUUAUCAAUGUAUUGCAAAAACCUGCUCAUCAGUUGUAAUCUCAAAAACCCAAUUCGUAACA